Molecule: messenger RNA, 1367 nt
Organism: Stylophora pistillata
Lineage: Eukaryota; Metazoa; Cnidaria; Anthozoa; Scleractinia; Pocilloporidae
Product: galanin receptor type 2-like
Biological process (GO): G protein-coupled receptor signaling pathway
Cellular component (GO): plasma membrane
Molecular function (GO): G protein-coupled receptor activity
Source: RefSeq, a predicted model, not a curated record
AGUUACUAAAACAAACGGAUGUCCGCUCCAUAACCAAACGGGUGAGUGGUUCGUGUAGAAGAAGGAAACAGAUGCUGAGGUCAUUAAGGAAAAAAAGUUCACGGUUAAUUCCAAAAUUGCGCACAUAUUCGUUGAAGCCGAAUUCAAUCGCAACCAGAUAUAAAUGAUGAAUAAUUCGUUUUGCGAACAUAUAGGAGGUUCUGUUCCGGCAAUAAACACCACAAAUUCAGAAGAACUACCAGAUUUUCUUGCACAGAGAAUUCUCCAACAGAUAUUUUAUGGCGUCAUUUUCGUACUUAGUAUGGCGGGAAACGCAGCCAUGCUAGCAGUUCUCUUCCAUAGAGGAUCUCGCCUCCUCUCAAACAAAGACAUUUUGCUGCUCAACAUGAUCGUAGCAGAGUCUGCUGUUGCAAUAUCCUGCAUUCCACUUGACUUUGCUAUGUUGUUUUUAAAUGAUGGUUGGUCGUUCGGCCCUUUAAUGUGCCACAUUUUAUGGCCAAUGCAGACAGCACCUUUCGGUGCACUGGUGUUGACUCUCACCGCGAUGAGUGUACAACGCUACAAAGGAAUCGUGCAUCAAAUGCGAAGCCGAGAUGCAGGUAGGAAAUCUUUGUGUGCAACAGUCACCUUUAUUUGGUUAUUUUCCUUAAUAAUCGUGGUGCCAUACGGCUUCUUUUUGCGUCUCGAGGAAGGACAGUGCAGCGAAACAUGGGGAAAUAUCGGAGCACAAGUGUACACGCUUGGAUUGUUCGCCUUCCAUUAUGUAAUUCCGUUAACAAUAAUCACCUUCUGUUAUGCGCGCAUCGCUGUUCGCAUCCGCCAUGGACAACGUGAAGGAGCAAGUAUUAUUUCGGGGACGCACAAGGCGCGUUUAAAACGCUCGAGGCGCCACGUUCGCGCCGUGCGUAUGGUAAUUCUCUUUGUAGUGGUGUUCGCGGUUUGCAUGUUACCGCAUCAAGUAGUUUGGCUGUGGAUAACGUUUGGAAAAGGGGUGAAUUAUUCGGAAAACUUGUUAACCUUUGCUUACAUGUUCACUUUUACAAGUAGUUUCGCCAAUCCGCUUGUGUACUUUACGCAGAAUCCUGCCCUAAAGGCGAAAUUGAAAAGCCUCAUUCUAUGUCGUUCGGCGCCUGAUGGUCGCUUUAGAACUGGCAAUAACAGUUUCUUAACAACUAGCGACGAAACUUCUGCUGAUUCUAGAGUUUGAACUAUAGUAGCAUUGUGGUAAACUCAACUCCACCGAGAGCCUUCGAGUAAGCAAAUGGUGUCUAUAGCCUUAAGCUAAAGCCAGUAUAUAUUUAGAAAGGACAAUUUCCAUUAAAUUGUUAAAAAUUUGAGUAAAUAUCAUCGCCUCUGGCAAAAAUUUC